Molecule: messenger RNA, 378 nt
Organism: Peronospora matthiolae
Lineage: Eukaryota; Oomycota; Peronosporomycetes; Peronosporales; Peronosporaceae
Source: the annotation of a GenBank genome assembly
AUGGCAGACGGCGAGUCGCUUCACCUGACGCGUGUCGACAGCGUGCGCCUCGAGGUUCUCGCGCGCGGCGCUGAGGCGGUAGGGACGCUCACGGAUGUGUAUUUGGUGCCGCGACUGGCAAAGAACAUUGUGUCGUACGGCAAGCUCGCGAACAAAGGAUUAGACCUAGUGCACUCCAGCGACAGGCGCUCGCUCGCUCGGUGCAGAGAUGGUGCAGUCGCGUUCGAUGUCACAAAUGACAGCAACGUGCUGUAUGUCGUGACGAAGGCCACGCACGACAAGGAAGGUGCAGGCGGCGACGCGAUCAUGGCGGUGCUCGAAGCGCAUGCCACGGAAACUAACGCCGACGAGCCGCACGAAGCCUCGCUGUUGCACUGA